AUGGGUAAAACAAUUGGAGAAACAUCCCGUAGGGAUUCAUUGAAGUCUACAAAUAAAACUUCUUCAUUAUCAUCCAUAGUUAAAACAAGUUUGUCUCUUGAAACUGCAGCUAAUUUAAAAUGUGAUGUUGUAAAAUAUGGAUCAGAAAGCAGAGAAAACCAUGACUUACUCGAACAUUUGAAUCGAAUAAGAGACUUCACUGACAUUGUUCGUGGCUUCUACGCACAAUUCCCACAAACUGUGACAUUAACACAAGAUUAUCAAUAG
Sphenostylis stenocarpa is the source of this 267-nucleotide messenger RNA. NCBI's taxonomy places the organism in Eukaryota, Viridiplantae, Streptophyta, Magnoliopsida, Fabales, Fabaceae. The record is from the annotation of a GenBank genome assembly.